AUGUUUCGAUUGACAGUGAUCGCAGGUUUUCUAACGGUUUUGGGAUGUGUCAACGCACACACAUAUCACCUGGGAGCAUGUCCAGUCGUCGAGCCGAUGUCUGGAUUUGAUAUGAAUAAGAUGCUGGGGAUAUGGUACGUCAUACAGAAGACCUCGACAGCGUCCCACUGCAUAACAUACAACUUCACGCGUACCGACGAGCCUGGCAAAUACGAACUUGAGCAGGUCUCCCAACAUUUCCUCCUUGGUCUGACGCCCCUCGAACACGACUACAGAUAUAAAGGAGUUCUCACCGUAACUGAUCCCGCGGUACCUGGUAGAAUGAAAGUGAGAUUUCCUCUGAGCGUUGCUGGAUCCGCGAGUUACACAGUCAUGAUGACGGACUACUCUACGUACGCGUCCAUAUUCACUUGCCAGAAACUAGCGUUUGCGCACAGACGGUCGGCCACCAUACUCUCCAGGACGAAGGAACUUGACAAGAUGUACGUGGACAAGAUGCGGACUAAGCUCGCGUCAUUUGGCGUGGACCCCUACGACUUGUCGAUUAUAUCCCAGUCCGAGUGCCCCAAGCAUCCGAACGGCACCGAGGGUGUGAACAUAAACAUCAACCCCGACACCUUCUCACCUCAUAGCAUUGGGGAGGCCGUGCGAAAGACCGGUGGUGUGAUCGCCGAUGGCGUGGAGUAUGUCGUGGAAACUGGAAAGAAGGUGUACCACAAAGUGGCCGACAGCAAGGAAGAUCUCUCUGAAACGCCAACAUCGCACGGAAACCGCCUUUCCGCUAGACCAGACGACGAUGCUGAAUGGUUGCCA
This is a messenger RNA of Iphiclides podalirius (scarce swallowtail), 813 nucleotides long. The record is from the annotation of a GenBank genome assembly. Lineage: Eukaryota; Metazoa; Arthropoda; Insecta; Lepidoptera; Papilionidae.